GAUCCAGUUACGCUUCCGAGUCACAGAGAGAGAGAGAGAGAGAGAGAGAGGAAACGGAGAUGGGGACGAGGGAGGUGUACGAACAGAAGCUGAGGUCGGGCAACCUCUACCAUGAUCCAACCAUGAACCCUGGCUUAGGCUCCCCUCGAUGCCCUCGUUGUCUCUCUCUCUUAAACCCUAACGCCGAAAACGGCGAUUGGGCCAUCACUUCGGUUCUACAUGACGCUACAUCUGUUGCUGGCUCUGGAAUUGGCGGUUUGCUCAGUGCGAUUCAUGGUUUCAAUACAGGAAUACCAUACAUUCAGAAACAUGUAAAAGGACCAAAGUGGCUUCCUUUCCUUGUUGGGGUACCUCCAUUGCUAAUGUUCUCUGCUGCAAGUGCUGCAUUUGGAGGUUACGCACUUCCAACGUUUACACAACUGACUGUGACUUCGUACUAUGCUGCCUCAAGUGCCUCCCAAUAUGGUAUUUCUUUGCUCACCCGACGUAUCGAAGAGUCCCAUACUUCCCUUAAUCAGCAGGAAAGACUCAGAUGAUCGCAUUGGCAACCAUAAGAAUCGGGCUUCCUUGCUUUCAGUUUUGUAAUUGACCAUGUAUCUACAUGGUUUUUUUUGUUUCAGUAGAUACAUGUUUUUUUUUGUUUUUGUUUCAGGUAUAAUUUAUCGAUAGUAGGUCUCUUUACUCUACAGUCUACGACCCUAUACCGCUGUAUACUGUGUAGCCCCAUGAUAUGAAUAAAUUUCUUGGUCGGUUAGAGUCAUAAA
This is a messenger RNA of Rhododendron vialii, 764 nucleotides long. RefSeq lists its product as uncharacterized. The coding region runs from base 60 to 536 and encodes 158 amino acids. The record is from RefSeq and is a predicted model, not a curated record. The transcript is spliced from 6 exons. NCBI's taxonomy places the organism in Eukaryota, Viridiplantae, Streptophyta, Magnoliopsida, Ericales, Ericaceae.